AUGUCUAUUUUCUGUUCUGUCGAGGAAUUCCUCUCUUGUUCUUUUGACUUUAUUAUUGUCGGUGGAGGUACGGCCGGACUCGCACUUGCCGCACGUCUAUCUGAGAGUGGGCAAUUUAGAGUAGGUGUGCUCGAAGCUGGCGAGAACAAGCUGGAUGAUCCAAUGGUCAAUAUUCCAAGCAUGUUUCCACAAAUGCAAUUCAAGCCUGACUAUGACUGGAUGCUGAAGAGCGUUCCGCAAGUUCAUGCAAACAAUCUAGAAUUCGCUUUGCCACGCGGAAAAGUGUUGGGAGGCACCAGUGCCAUAAAUUACAUGCAGUACAGCAGACCACUCGGCUCUGACUGCGAUGAAUGGGCGAGUUAUGUUGGCUCGGACGAGUGGUCCUGGUCCAACAUGAUGCCAUACUUCAGAAGGAAUGAGUAUUUGGAGGCUGAAGAGUACCAAACAGCAUGUCUUGCAGCACAUGGGACCAAUGGGCCAAUCCACACUAGCUCAACACGAUCCCAGAUUCCUAUGGAAAACGUCUUUCUGGACGCGUGUCGAGACGUUGCCGGAUUUGAGUCAAAACCGCAAGAUGCUACCAACGGGACACAUGAUAGCUUCUUCGCGGCUCUUUCGACAGUCAACCGCUCCGAUCACAACGGAACAAGAAGCUAUGCAGCUUCAGGAUAUAUUUCACCUUACUUACACCGCACCAACCUCAGAAUACUUACGAACGCCAACGUUGAGUCCGUGAAGUUUCAGGGAAAUAGCUCCGAGAGGGUGGCCGAAGGGGUUUACUUUUGGCGUUCGGGAGCCAAGUACGUAGUAAAUGCCACGCGAGAGGUCAUUCUCAGCGCAGGCACCCUUAAGACCCCGCAGGUUCUUGAACUUUCAGGGAUUGGAGAUCCUACAAUUCUCAAAGCUGCUGGAGUUGCCUGCGUGGUGCCGAAUAGUUUCGUCGGUGAAGAUAUGCAAGACCACACUGCAUUCAUCACGACGUUGGAACUGGCGCCAGGAGGCUUCUCUAUCGAUGCCUUUGCAGAUCCACUUAUUGUUCGAACAGUCAUGGAAGAUUAUCAACGUACGGGAGGCGGCCCCCUUGCCAAUCCUCCAUCGGGUAUGGGCUUUCUCAGCUAUCCAUCCUUGGUUUCCCCCAACGACCUUGAUGCCACUAUCGAUGCAGUAGGAAAGAUUGAGGGUCUGAAAAAACCUCUCACAAUGGCUCAACAACGAAGAGUAAUCAACAGGCUGAGUGAUCCCCACGCAGGCGCCAUACAGAUUCUCUUCAUUCCAGCAAAUAUUGACGCUGCAGAAGGGCGAGCAGACCAGUCCAAAUUCAUUCGACCAGCGGCUGGUGGAAACAAUCACGUAACAGCAAUUACAGCAUUUCAAUAUUCGUUGAGUCGGGGGAGUGUCCACAUAACAGGAAAUGAUGCCGAAGCUCCACCCAGGAUUGACCCAUCCUUUCUAUCACACCCGGUGGAUGUCGCAGUAUUGCGCGCAACAAUGCACUUCCUGACCAAGGUCUCCAAUUCAACAGCUGUCAGAGAGCAGCUCAACCCAAGCUUCACGCUAGCUGAAAAAUUUGGACUUGGAGACCGAGACCGUGAAAUAUCGUACAUUCGCAGCCAUGUGGGGACAGAGCAUCACCCCAUCGGCACGGCUGCCAUGGGAACAGUGGUCGACACCAAUCUCAGGGUAAAGGAGGUCGCUAAGCUGAGGUGCGUAGACGCAAGUGUUAUUCCCAUUCACAUAAGCGGAAACCCAAUGUCGAUGGUAUAUGCAAUAGCUGAAAAGGCAGCGGAUCUGAUACUUGGUGCUGCGAAAGCAUGA
Messenger RNA from Exophiala aquamarina CBS 119918, 1815 nucleotides. RefSeq lists its product as uncharacterized. Gene Ontology annotation, molecular function: oxidoreductase activity, acting on CH-OH group of donors; flavin adenine dinucleotide binding. The record is from RefSeq and is a predicted model, not a curated record. NCBI's taxonomy places the organism in Eukaryota, Fungi, Ascomycota, Eurotiomycetes, Chaetothyriales, Herpotrichiellaceae. The coding region runs from base 1 to 1815 and encodes 604 amino acids. The transcript is spliced from 2 exons.